Molecule: messenger RNA, 4041 nt
Organism: Caenorhabditis sp. 36 PRJEB53466
Lineage: Eukaryota; Metazoa; Nematoda; Chromadorea; Rhabditida; Rhabditidae
Source: the annotation of a GenBank genome assembly
AUGGCAUCCACUGCCCUACAGGUUUUGUUUAUUAGAAAAAGUUUGACACUUGAUUUAUUGAUUUUUUACAGAAGGCGAUCGAGCUUGUGACGAAAGCAACGGAAGAAGACACGAGAGGAAAAUACGACGUGUCACUCAGAUUCUACGAUCAGGCCAUAGAAUAUUUCCUUCAUGCUAUAAAAUGUAACUUUUUGUUCUUUGAAUAGCCUCAAAUUUAAUUGCUUUGUUUUAGACGAAUCGCAAGGAGAAAAGCAAAAACAGGCCAUCCGGAGCAAAGUGGCGACGUAUUUGAAUCGUGCUGAGCAGAUAAAGAAGUUUCUGAAAGAGGGAAAAGAACGAAAACCUGUCAAAGUAAGUAACGGGCAGGAAUUCGAAGAGCCCGCAUUUAUUUUCAGGACGGAAAGGAUGAUUCCGACGAAGAUGAGGACAAGAAAAAGUUCCAGGUAAUUCUGUUUUCUAACCUUGUACUGUCGAAAUAAACCGCUCUGAAAACGCCAGAACAGCAAUAGACAUUCUCUGUUUCCAAACUUCGAAAAGCGUUAUGAAAAGAAAUCUUCAAUUGUGAAAACAAGUAUGAUCCAUCCUCUCCCUGCUUUUUUUUCAUAUUUCUCGGUUUCAAGCUCCUCCAUAUUCCCUAAGCUCUUUCCACUUUCCCGUGGCACUCAGCGCCGGCAGUAAUUGAAUUCUCCGUGAGCACUCGGAACCUUUUUUCUUUUCAGGACAAACUCUCCGGAGCGAUUGUGAUGGAGAAGCCGAAUGUCAAAUGGUCGGAUAUCGCCGGUUUGGAAGGAGCCAAAGAAGCGCUGAAGGAGGCGGUCAUUCUGCCGAUCAAGUUUCCCCAACUGUUCACUGGUGAGUUUGCCUUUCGUUUAUUCGAAAACGUCGAAGGAACGCGGAAAAUGUAGACGGAACUAUGCAAGAAACUAAAAGAAGGGAAGGGAAUGACCGGGACGAAAGAGAGAAGGGAAAUCAUAUUCGUGUGGGAUAUGAAAGAGAUUUCUAAACAGGAGAAGUUACGGAAUGGAUACAAUGCACCGGGUGAUGAAGUUAGAUGAGCUGCGCCUGCAUGUUGUGUUGAUGCGCCACGUGGUGGUAUGCACCGGGCGGUGCUUUGUGUGUUCGGGCCGUCAGAGCCAUGUCCUCCUCUUUGAUAAUGAAGAUGCUGGCGCCGUAGAGGAUGGGAGCAAUAACGCAGGGAAAGAAGGCGAACAUCGUGCACGCCACUGUCCAUAAUGUGUCUUGGCUCAUUCUUACAGGGUCUGACGGGUCGAAAGCAGUAAGGAUGUAGAAGGGAAGUGCGUACAAAGGACUGAAAUGAAUAAUGGAUUAGAAAGUGUAGAGAGGUGAGCAAUCUCACCCCAGAAGGAAGAAGUAAACCAGGAAACGACUCUUGAAAAGCCCGAGUGAUUGGAAGACGAUCGGGCUGUGGAAGAGUAUUUGUAGGAUGCGGAAAUAGGCGAUGAACGAGAACAUUGCCGGGAUGAAGACACCGAAAAUGAGAGUGUAUGUGAGGAACUUGAGGCCAGAGUCAGAAUGUGAAAAGACACAUGUUCGCACGGCUGGGCCAUAGAUGGCAACGUGUCCAUUGGUCAGAGAUGGAAGCGAAAGAAGCCACGAGAUUAUCCAGGAGAGAAAGCACAGUUUAGUGGGUGAUAAUCCAAACAAUUGUUCGUAAUGAAUUCUUGCAAAUGUAAGCAAAUGAACACCCGCUAUGCACAAGUUCAUCAUUGCCAUAACUGUCCAAACGGUGACAGUGAUCGAGACCUGAAAAGCAGUGAUUGGCGGUUGUGCAAGGGGAUUGAAAAUCACCUGGAUACGACAUAAAAAAUUGCUUUCAUGGAAUAGGUUGACUCCGGUGAACACAUUGUGUAUAAUGAUUGGAACGAGAACUAGUAGAGCCACAAGAUUAGUGAAGCACAAAUGAGCAAUAAAAUGGGAUGAUAUGAAGUUGUGGUAGAGCUUCUGCACAAUUAUAUAAAUCAGCAGUGAAGCAUUUCCAAGUACGCCAAUUCCACUGAUAAUAGUGAAAAUAAGGGCAAGGAUUGGAGAAGGCGCCGAUGUGUGAGUAGAGUUGUAAUACUCUUCAUCUAUCUCGGAAGAGUUGAAGAAGCCGUACAUUCCUUCGCGUCUUCUACCUCGGUUUCGUCUAUUUUAUGCUGUUUGAAAAGAAGAAGGAUAUAAGGUUGAAAUGGGCAAAUGGGAAUCUGGAGUGGAUGGCGCUUCUCGCUCGUCCGAAUAGAGAAAGAACGAAAUGGGACGGGCGACAGACGCACGCUGUCUCGCCUCCAGAUGACUGCGUGCCAGAAGGAGCCCGAAGAAACUGGAGACGAGUGAGUGUGGCGUGAGCGGGUUGUGAGCGAGGCUUCGUGAGUGUUGUGAGCCAGUAGCGGAGGGAGCCGUAGUGGUGGCAGUCGCGGCGGGUGGCUCACUCGCUGACGCUCUGUUGUCUGGCUGCCCAACGUGCUCUUCUAUUCCUUCUCGCCCUUCCCCCUCUUGCUCCGGCUUCUCCCUCUUCUAGCUCUCCACACGCCGUCGACUCAUCUCGCCAUCGCAGUUUAUCUCUCAUGUUUUCCUCGUCUUUUUUUCGCUUCACUUCUUCGCCAACAGGCUUGACGAGCGUAGCUAUGAAGGAGCAGGCACUCUUUUGAGAAGAAGGAGAAGAAGAAAACAGAGUAGAUGGAGCGGGCACCCAUUUCGUCACUCGUUUUUUUGCCUCAAGCGUUAGGGCUUCGUAUCGACCAGUGGGAAACAGAGGACACACACACACACAUGUGUGUGUUUCUAUUUCGGUUCUCGUGCACUGCCACCCAUUCUGAUUAAAUUUUGAGAGUUUGGACGGCACGCAAAUGAUGUUCGCAAAGGAGAUGGGAAACGGAAAAAGGAAUCGCGAGGGGCUGUUGAAUACAGAAAUGAUAGGGAAUGGACGCAAUGAAAAAACGAUGAAUGUUUUCAGGAAACAGAAAGCCGUGGCAAGGAAUCCUGCUCUUCGGUCCCCCAGGAACCGGAAAAUCGUACAUCGCAAAGGCUGUCGCAACUGAAGCGGACAACUCCACGUUCUUCUCGAUUUCCUCGUCUGAUCUGAUGUCAAAGUGGCUUGGAGAAUCCGAAAAGUACAAAAUACUUCCGAAAAUUAUUUGUAUUUACCUGCUUCCAGACUUGUCAAGAAUCUUUUUGCUAUGGCCAGAGACCACAAACCGUCAAUUAUCUUCAUUGACGAGGUUGUGUCAGUUUUUCUAAAAAGUCUAAUCCCGAUUUCUCUACAGAUAGAUUCGCUUUGCUCUGCUCGUUCGGACAAUGAAAGUGAAAGUGCGCGACGCAUCAAAACGGAGUUCAUGGUGCAAAUGCAAGGAGUCGGUCUCAACAAUGACGGAAUCCUCGUGCUCGGUGCCACCAAUAUCCCAUGGAUUCUCGAUGCGGCUAUCAGAAGGUUGGUUCCAAAGAAGACGGGAUGUUGUUAAUCGCCAAUUUCCAGACGUUUCGAAAAGAGGAUAUACAUCCCGCUGCCAGAUGUUCAUGCUCGCAAAGAAAUGUUCCGAAUUGAUGUGGGAAAGAACUACAACACGCUGACCGAUCAGGACUUUAAAGCUCUUGCGGAGAGAUGCGACGGAUACUCUGGAUACGAUAUCAGCAUUCUGGUGAAAGACGCACUCAUGCAACCAGUCAGAAGAGUGCAAUCGGCCACGCACUUCAAGUUAGAUACAUCUAGCUGUUCUGCAUUCACACAUUCAUUAUUUCAGGCACGUAUCUGGGCCAUCACCGAAAGACCCGAAUGUGACUGUUCACGACUUGUUGGCCCCGUGCAGUCCAGGUGAUCCACACGCCAUCGCGAUGAGCUGGCUCGACGUUCCCGGAGACAAACUCGCAAACCCGCCGCUUUCAAUGGUACGCUUUCACAUUUGCUCACUUCGUGUUACAAUUCACUUUGUUUUUCAGCAAGAUCUGAUGAGAUCGUUGGCAUCGGUCAAACCGACAGUGAACAACACCGACCUGGAUCGUCUGGAAGCAUUCAAGAAUGACUUUGGACAGGACGGACAAGAGUAG